Messenger RNA from Nannospalax galili (Upper Galilee mountains blind mole rat), 729 nucleotides. RefSeq names its product calcium channel flower domain containing 1 (gene Cacfd1). Gene Ontology annotation, cellular component: membrane. The record is from RefSeq and is a predicted model, not a curated record. Gene Ontology annotation, biological process: vesicle-mediated transport. NCBI's taxonomy places the organism in Eukaryota, Metazoa, Chordata, Mammalia, Rodentia, Spalacidae. The coding region runs from base 66 to 581 and encodes 171 amino acids. The transcript has 5 exons.
GCGCGCGGGCGGACACGUCCCUUUGUGCGCGCCCGGGGCUGCGCGGAGCCCGGCGCCCCAGCGGCAUGAGCAGUCCGGGCGCGGCGGGGGCGGCCGCGGGGUCCGCGCCGGCGGCGCAGGAGGAGGGCAUGACGUGGUGGUACCGCUGGCUGUGCCGCCUGGCGGGCGUGCUGGGGGCCGUGUCAUGCGCCAUCUCUGGUCUCUUCAACUGCAUCACCAUCCACCCUCUGAACAUUGCAGCUGGCGUAUGGAUGAUCACGAAUGCCUUCAUCCUAUUGCUGUGCGAGGCCCCCUUCUGCUGUACGUUUGUGGAGUUUGCGAACACAGUGGCUGAGAGGGUGGACCGGCUGCGCUCCUGGCAGAAGGCUGUCUUCUACUGCGGGAUGGCCGUCAUCCCCAUCGUCAUGAGCCUGACCCUGACCACACUGCUGGGCAACGCCAUCGCCUUUGCCACGGGGGUGCUGUAUGGACUGUCUGCCCUGGGCAAAAAGGGAGAUGCCAUCUCCUAUGCCCGGAUCCAGCAGCAGAGGCAGCAGGCGGAUGAGGAGAAGCUGGCCGAGACUCUGGAGGGAGAGCUGUGAGGUGGGGCAGGGCCUCUCCCCGCCCCCGCCCCCGCCCCCCGGCUGCUACCUGGUUCUGGAGGAGGCUGAAUGUGGGAGUUCCAAGAGAGGAGCCCUCACAAGUCCCUGUGCCCUCCCUGUUCUCUGGACCCACUGAACUUGGAGCCCC